AUGAGCAAUUCAAGUAGCGCAAACAUACCUAAUGAAAGCGAUCCUGAAUAGGACUUUGCUAAUUUUGAUAAUAGUUUUUAUAGUUAGAAACUCAUUACUUUAGGAGAAGAUAAAGAUGAAAUGCUGAGUUCAUAAAGAGAUUGGGAUGAACAGGAUAUUAAAGAAAUUGAGGAAAUUAGAUCAAUAGAGUAGGCCGCAAGUAAAUAUAGUGAAAAAAGAUAAAUAUCUUAAACAGAUGAACAAGCAGCUAUUAAAAUAUAAAAAGUGUGGAGAAGAUAUAAAACAAGAUAAAUUUUAAGCUAUUAUUAAGAUUAUUUUAAAAAAGAGGAAGAAUAAGCAGAAUUUAAUUUAAAUGAUUUACAUUAAAGUCAAAUUCAAGAAUUAAUAAAGAUGGGUUACAUAAAAGUUGAUUCAAAAGGAUAAAUUUAAUUAAUAGAUAAGGACCAAAGUGAAAAAUCUUCAGACUCUUCAAUAUAAAAUAAGAAUAAAAAAGCAAAAUUAAUUAAAGAAGAAGUACCAGAAGCGCAAAAAUAAAUAUUUGCUGCACAUUCCUAUUAAGAUUACAUUGAAGGCUUUAGUGAUUCAAUAGAUAGUGAAGAAAAGAAAACUACUGAAAAAAAGCAAUUCCUAUCAGCAAUUUCAGAAUAACAAGAAAUGGAAAACUGCAGAGAAAGUACUGAAAAGAAUUCAUUGAUUAUGAAUCAAUAAAUAACCUUCAAAAAAAAAAAGAGAUUGUCAAUUGAUGUUGAUGAAAUUGAAAAGGAAUAUUAGAAUUAAUAAUAAGUUGAAAUUGGAGAAAUCAGAUGUGCAAUUGGAUCUGAAUCUCUUAUUAAAAGUUUAUCUUAAGAAGAUUAGACUUUCAAUUAAGAGAAGAGCAUCUUCGAAUAAACUUCAUUUUAAGAUUUUGUUUCGGUUAAAUUCAAAGAGUUCAUGUCAAGAGAUAAAAUGGAUGAACUAAUAGUAAUGAGAGAGAAAGUACUUGAAGAAAGACAUAAAUAAUAAAUUAAAACAAUAAAUGAUGCCUAUUAAAACUAAUAAAUAUCUCCUAAGACUUAUGAUUAAUAGAAUAGAAAACUUGAAAAAUGGGUAACAAAACAAAGAAAAGAUUUGGAAAAGAAAAAAAAUGAGAUUAUCAAGGGUCAAUAAAGCACUUAUGAGACUGUAAUGAAAACUCAAAGAGAUCUUCUAUUUAUGAAAUAGAUAUCUCAAUCGAAUUCACAAUCUUACAUAAAGAUUAUAGAUAGUUUUAGUUAAGAAUCUGUUUUAUAUUCAGAAUAAUCAUUAAGAAAUAGUAUUAUAGACAUUCAAAAUUAAAACCUUCAAUAAUUUUAACAUUAAUUACCAUAAAAAUCAUCCUUACUUAGUGAAGAAGAUUUAAGCAAAUCAUAAAAUUUUGAUGAUGAAGUGAUUUUUAAAAAUAACUCAAGUCCUUCUAAUCACUAGUUUGCAGAUUAUGAACAAGAGCCAUUCAAUCUGCAUUUGCUAGCCUAAUCUCAAGUUUUAAGAGUCUCAGACAUUGUAAGAGAUUAAUCUAAGAUGUCUGAAAAGUAGGCAGAAUCAUACUCUAUCCUCAUUUCAAAUAUGUUGAUAGUUUAGGAAAUUUAAUUGUUCUGCUAAGAACUUGGCAGACAGAAUAUUGAUAUUUUUGAAUUAGUUACAAAAGCAUUGAUCAAUAGGCCCCCAUCUUAAUUGCAAACAUCUUAUGGAACAAACUAAAACAAAGGCUUUAAAACUGGAAUUCCAUAAGUCAAGACUUAUUUAAGUCAUUUAACAGAGUUUAUGCUUUGCAAUUUUAAAGAUGAAGUGUUAGCCAAAAUAAAUGUUCCUUUAGGACCUUCAUCAAAAGAUAUGCUGAAAUUCUUACAUCCUAUUUCUGAUUCAACCAUUUUAUCCGAUGAGGAUUCUAAUUAGAAUGAGAAUUACUUGUAAAAUAUCAUAAUGACUGCAGAACUAUUUGGUACUUUUGAGAGAUUUUUAAUAAAUGAAUAAAUUCUGAAGAGCCAAACAUCUUAAUUACUUGAAUUGGAGCAUAUUCAUAAUAAAGCAAUAUUCGAUGCUUUGAAUGAAGCUUUAGAUUAUCAUAGACCUUAUGGGAUGGCAGGAUAACCUUAUGCUUGGAAAUCUGAUGCUGGUAGAUUACAGUUUCGAAAAAAGAUUAUUAGUGAUAUGCCAAACAUAAUAAAAUCUAGCUUAGAUAAAGUUUUGGAAUGGUGUCAUUAUUUAGUUGGAUUUCUAAUUGAUAAAGAGGAUUGUCCAUAUCCUAAGAUUCUGAUGUUUGAUCAAGAGUGUCUAGCUUAAAUAAAAGAAGAUAGGAUGAUUAGAAUGCUAUCUGCUGAGAUUAUUGAAAAUGAAGAUAGAUGGAUAAGCUACGAUGAAGAACAAACUGUAGUUGCAAUCGACUUAUCAGAUAUGAUUUUUGAUCAUUUACUUGAAGAAUUACUUUAAGAAAUUCAUUGA
Paramecium tetraurelia is the source of this 2457-nucleotide messenger RNA. RefSeq lists its product as uncharacterized. Lineage: Eukaryota; Ciliophora; Oligohymenophorea; Peniculida; Parameciidae. The transcript is spliced from 2 exons. The record is from RefSeq and is a predicted model, not a curated record. Gene Ontology annotation, molecular function: protein binding.